Mesoplodon densirostris (Blainville's beaked whale) is the source of this 852-nucleotide messenger RNA. It is a transcript of the gene TTPA, whose product is annotated as alpha tocopherol transfer protein. Gene Ontology annotation, molecular function: phosphatidylinositol bisphosphate binding. The record is from RefSeq and is a predicted model, not a curated record. NCBI's taxonomy places the organism in Eukaryota, Metazoa, Chordata, Mammalia, Artiodactyla, Ziphiidae. Gene Ontology annotation, cellular component: membrane. The coding region runs from base 1 to 852 and encodes 283 amino acids. The transcript is spliced from 5 exons.
AUGGCGGAGGCGCGGCCGGGGCCGGCGGCGGGGGCGCAGCUCAACGGGCUGCCCGACCACUCGCCGCUGCUGCAGCCCAGCCUGGCCGAGCUGAGGCGCCGGGCCGGGGAGGCGGGCGCUCGGCCGGCGCGGCGGCCGCUCACCGACGCCUUCCUGCUGCGGUUCCUGCGCGCCCGGGACUUCGAUCUGGACCUGGCCUGGCGGUUACUAAAAAACUACUAUAAGUGGAGAGCAGAAUGUCCAGAAAUCAGUGCAGAUCUCCAUCCUAGAAGCAUUCUUGGCCUUCUGAAGGCCGGCUACGUCGGCGUCCUGAGAGCCCGAGACCUCACUGGCAGCAAAGUUCUGAUUUACAGAAUUGCACACUGGGACCCAAAAGUUUUCACAGCUUAUGAUGUGUUUCGUGUAAGUCUAAUCACAUCCGAGCUUAUUGUACAGGAGGUAGAAACACAACGGAAUGGAAUCAAGGCUGUCUUUGAUUUGGAAGGCUGGCAGUUUUCUCAUGCUUUCCAAAUUACUCCAUCUGUAGCCAAGAAGAUUGCUGCUGUUCUUACAGAUUCCUUUCCAUUAAAAGUUCGUGGUAUCCAUUUGAUAAAUGAGCCAAUAAUUUUCCAUGCUGUCUUUUCCAUGGUUAAACCAUUUCUGACUGAAAAAAUUAAGGAACGGAUUCAUAUGCAUGGGAACAAUUACAAACAAAGGUUACUUCAGCAUUUCCCAGACAUUCUUCCAGUGGAAUACGGUGGUGAAGAAUACUCCAUGGAGGACAUUUGUCAGGAGUGGACAAAUUUUAUAAUGAAGUCUGAAAAUUAUCUCAGCAGCAUUUCACAGACCGUUAAAGGAGAAGAAGUUAUUUAA